Molecule: messenger RNA, 1980 nt
Organism: Cajanus cajan (pigeon pea)
Lineage: Eukaryota; Viridiplantae; Streptophyta; Magnoliopsida; Fabales; Fabaceae
Product: cell division control protein 6 homolog B
Biological process (GO): mitotic DNA replication checkpoint signaling; cell division; DNA replication initiation
Cellular component (GO): nucleus
Molecular function (GO): DNA replication origin binding; ATP hydrolysis activity
Source: RefSeq, a predicted model, not a curated record
UGUGAAUGAUUUGACGAGUGACGCGGGAAAGGUCGCGCGCCAAUUCGCAUUGCCAUGGUUUUCCCGCUCAACUCCAAAUCUUAUAUCAUCUCUUCUCCCUUCCCUUCCCAUUCCCACUCUCUCCAAAACCCUAACCCUUCACUCUUCUCCGCUCCCACCAACAAUGCCAGUCAUCGCCGCCAAGCGCACGCUCCGCUCCCACCCCUCCUCGCCCCCCCGCAAGUCCCCGCGCCGAUGCCUCGCCGCCACCCCCAAAGCUAUCAGAUUCGCCGACGAAAACCAACCCGAUCCGGCAGCUGUGAAGCCCAAGUGGAAUCCCAAAGACGGUGAGCAGUUGAAGAUGGUGAAGUUGGCAUUGCACUUGUCCACUGCUCCUUCUUCGGUUGUGUGUCGCGAGGAGGAGCAGAGUGUGGUGUUAGGGUUCUGCAAGGGCUGCGUUGAGCAUCAAAAGGCUGGGAGUCUCUACUUAUGCGGGUGUCCCGGAACUGGGAAAUCGUUGUCUAUGGAGAAAGUGAAAGAGCAGUUACUCAAUUGGGCUACCGAGGCAGGUCUUCCAGGACCAGAUGUUUUAUCUCUAAAUUGUACAACCCUUGCAAAUACAUCUGAUAUUUUUACAAAGAUACUUGAGUUAAACCAACCUCAGGGUAAAAAGGUUUCAGCCACACCGUUACAGCAACUUCAGAACAUGUAUUCUCAGAAAUCUUCUAUGAAGAAGAUGACGUUAAUAGUGGCUGAUGAAUUAGAUUAUUUGAUAACCAAAGACAGAGCCGUUCUCCAUGAUCUUUUCAUGCUCACCACCUUUCCUUUCUCUAGAUGUAUAUUAAUAGGUGUAGCAAAUGCAAUUGAUCUAGCUGAUCGGUUUCUUCCAAGGCUUACAUCAUUAAAUUGCAAGCCUAUUGUUGUAAAUUUUCGAGCUUACACUAAAGAUCAGAUCCUCAAGAUUCUUGAAGAAAGGUUAAAUGAACUUCCUUACACUGUCUUCCAAAAGCAAGCCCUGGAACUGUGUGCUAGGAAAGUUGCUGCAGCUUCUGGAGACAUGCGGAAUGCUCUAUGUAUAUGCAGGAGUGCAAUAGAGAUGCUUGAAGCAGAAAUUAGAGAAUCUGCGUGCAAUUUGAAUACUUCAUUGGAAGAGAAAUCUCUUAAUCUUGCUACAUCUCCUGAUUUUAUCAAGAAACGAGAAUUUGAUGUUGUAAGGACUGAUCAUAUGGCUCUUACCUUGUCCAAGACAUAUAGAUCACCGGUGGUGGAUACAAUACAAGCUCUUCCACAUCAUCAGCAGAUUAUACUCUGCUCAUCUAUGAAACAUUUUCUUGGUGCCAAGAAAGAUACAAACCUUGGAGAGUUGUAUAAAUCGUACGUGGAGUUAUGCAAAUCAUCUAUAAUUCCUCCAGCAGGAUUUUUAGGAAUUUUAGAAUUUUCAAACAUGUGCAGAGUGCUAAAUGACCAGGGCCUUAUUAAAUUAGGACAAGCUCGAGAGGAUAAAUUAAGAAGAGUGUCGCCUAAAGUAGAUGAGGGUGAUAUUACUUUUGCAUUGCAGGGAAUACGAUUUUUUCAAAACUGUCUUAAAUGAUUCUGCUGAUAGAUGGGUAGUUUUUAUUCAGCUUGAUCUGAGAUCAGACUCUUCCUUAGUUUAAGAUAAACAUGUGGUUCAAGCCGGUGUCUCUUCAUUAUAAAGUGGUACACUCGACCAAGCAUGGAUUUAAAGUCACUUGUGCAGAAUUUUCACCUUAGUAGCAAAAUGUGUUCAGAGAAUUUUUUUAUGCUAUUUUAUUUUUUCUGAUCCCACCUAUUAGUGAGAUAAAGCUCUAUUGUAUUACUUAUUGUAGCAAAAAACAGAAAUAGAUACAUUUUUUUAUUUCACACAAAUAAAAUAAUUUUUUCAAAUGUCAAAAUCAGCAACGAAUGUCAUGUUGAAGUCGGAAGAUUGUAAAACAAAUCUCCAAAUGGUUGCAAUCAAAUGCAUAAAAUUAGUUUGAUAAA